This is a messenger RNA of Rhizophagus irregularis DAOM 181602=DAOM 197198, 1134 nucleotides long. RefSeq lists its product as uncharacterized. The record is from RefSeq and is a predicted model, not a curated record. Lineage: Eukaryota; Fungi; Glomeromycota; Glomeromycetes; Glomerales; Glomeraceae. Gene Ontology annotation, molecular function: protein binding.
AUGUCGCUAUACCCAUUAGCAAUUAGUGAAGUUACAUAUUCCAAAGAAUUUUAUUAUUUAGACGUUGAGAAACCCUUUGGAGUCGGAGCAGGAAAUAAAUUACCUUGGGUGGAUCUUAGUUUCGUAUCGCGAAUUCUUCCAGAACACGCAUGGAGCGCGUUUUUAAAUUGUGGACAUGAUGAUUCUCUAAUUUUGUUUCCUGGAGAAUACAGAGAACACAAUUUUACAGAAGCAACAGUAUACACUUACAAGUUAAGUUUACAACAAUGGAACAGAUUUACACCCACCAAACCACCUAUAGAUAUUUAUCACAGCCAGCCCCAGACCGUUUGUGAUGCUAAAACUGAAACAAUGUAUAGAUUUGGUGGCAUAAAACCACCUCUAACUACAAAUAAAUAUUUGGAUAUUUUGGAUACAUCGACGCUAGUGUGGAAAAAUGGUAGUACAGUUUAUGCUCCAGGAGGAAGGUUCGAUCAUACGAGUACAUUGUUACCAAACGGUAAUAUUGUUUAUAUAGGUGGUAGCUUACCUGAUGGCAAAGGAUUUGUAGAAAUGUCAGAUAAUACCACUGGUGAUCUGCCAACACGUCAUGCAUGCCAUUCUGCUGUUCUGACUCAAGAUGGUCGUAUUAUCGUGUAUGGAGGCCUUACUGAGGAUGGUGGUCCUGCAAAAGAUGAUCUUGUGAUAUUAGAUACAUCACAAGCUGUUUAUACAUGGUCAAAAGCGAAUGUCUCCACAAAUAAACCACUUCCACAAUUUAUUUUACCAAAUGAAGUAUUUAUUUUAGACACGAGCGAUAAAUCUAAUUACAAAUGGGUUAGUGAGUUUAUACCUCCCACACCUCCAACAACUCCAGUUCAAAAUUUUAGUACUCAAAACAGAAAUCUAGAAAAGAAGACUAUCAAAACUAGAUAUGUUUGUACACUUUCCACAGAUAAAUUAAACUUGGAAAGCCGACGUAAGGAUAGACAUCCUAUGUUAUUACAAAUAAUGAAGUCGUCAUUAGAACAUACACAGCCAUAUCAGCAUCAGCAGCAACAACAGCAACUAGUAGAUUUAAUACGAAUAUAUAAAUCAAAAUGCAUAAUUAAAAAAUAUGAUACUUAUGGUUAUGAAGAAUUUGAAUGCAUCUAA